Molecule: messenger RNA, 1029 nt
Organism: Closterium sp. NIES-65
Lineage: Eukaryota; Viridiplantae; Streptophyta; Zygnematophyceae; Desmidiales; Closteriaceae
Source: the annotation of a GenBank genome assembly
AUGGUUUGUACGAACUCCGGAGGUGCUAGUGGCGAGAUGGAUAGAAGUAAAGAGGCUGGAGAGCAAGGGGGAGUUGCUGGUGGAGGUGUGGGGACUCACCAACCAGCCAACCCUAAGCUACCCUCAACUUCUACACCAUCUCCUACAACCGUGGAUCCUCUGAAGGCUUUCUCUAUUGAGAAAUUUAUGGGGGAGGACUACGAGCACUGGAGCUUCCGCAUGAGGCUGAUGUACACCCAAUACAAGUUAUUGGAUUUGGUGGAGGGGAAGGAGAAGAUGCCGGAUGCCGCGGAGCUGAAAGGGGUGUGGAUGAAGCGAUCGUUCGCAACGAUCAACCUCAACUCCCAACAACCCCAAUGGAGCGUGGAUUACAUUCGCGCGCGCAUCCUAGAGGAGGACUUGCGGCGGCGGAGUGUGGAGCGCUCGGAGGAGGGGGCUGGCUAUGGAGUUGGAGGUGGAAAGAGAGGCUUCAAGAAGAAGUGGAAGGGCAAAAACAAGGACCACCCUAAGGAGGAUGGCGGCGGGGGUCAAGGGGAGGUGUGCUUCUACUGCAAGAAGCGCAGACAUCAUUGGCGGAAGUGCUACCAACGACCCGAGGAUUGGACUCCGCCUUCAUCAAGCAACCAGCAUGGUGGCAAGAGGAGUGGGGGAGUCAUGGGAGCUAGUGGAGAGGAGAAGGAGGAGAAGAAAGGCGGCAAAUCUGAAGAGCGGAAGGCCAGGUUCUUCUUCUUCAUGAACGAAGAGCUGACCAGUGACCACAGUGGUGGUGGUGAGCAGCAAGGUGCUGGUCCUGCUGCGAAGGAGGGGUUGGAGGAUGAGUCGGCACGUGUGGACUCACAGCCCGGGCCUGCUGCAAACGCCAAGGUCACCAAGAGGAGUGUGCAGAGAGGAGCUUCACCACAUGGGCAGCAGACUGCAACCCGCGAGAAGAGAGUGGCAGCAGCACCCUCAAGGCUAAACGCCCUCCUCCUUCGUGCGUCAGCGCCCUCCGCGCCCCUAGCCCGCGCCGUCGUGGACCUCCGCGCCUAG